AUGGAGCGCAACGAAGUCGUCUUCGUCCUGGGGGGUCCCGGCUCAGGCAAAGGCACGCAUUGUGCCAGGAUUGCAGCCGAGUUCGGAUACACUCAUCUUUCCACGGGCGACCUCCUGAGAGAAGAGCAGAAGAAGGAGUCGGAGCUAGCCACCAAAAUUGCAGAAUGCAUCAGAGAUGGACAGCUCGUGCCCUCUUCAACCAUGGUGGCCCUGUUGAAGGAGGCUAUCCUGAACGGCGACUCGAAGCGAUUUCUAUUGGACGGAUUUCCCCGCAGCAAAGACAACCUGGAGGCUUGGUUUGAUGCCUUCUCCGAUGAAGAGAUCCAGGUUUCCUUCACACUGUUCCUACACUGCCCAAAGGAAGAGUUGAAGAAACGCCUCUUGGAGAGAGGGGAGACCUCCGGCCGAGCUGACGACAACGUAGAAACCGUGCUAAAGCGAUUCGAUACCUUCGAGAAGGAGUCCCUGCCCGUUGUUGAAGAGCUCCGGCGAUUGGGCAUGGUGCGGAAGGUGUCUACUGUACCUGCUCGCGAGCUAGUGGCGCACCGCGUACGUCGAUACUUCAAGGGAUGCCGGCUGGUCGACCCCGUUGAGAGGACGCUCGCACUCAUCAAGCCUGACGCUACGGGAAAUACGAACGAGAUCCUCAAUAGGGUUGAACAGGAGGGUUUCGUCGUUGUCGGGAAAAUUGAAGGCCGUGUGUGGUCCCAGCAGGACGCCGCGACCUUCUACUCGGAGCACAGUGGAAAGGCCUUCUUCGACACCCUGGUGGACUUCAUGAGCAGCGGGCCAAUCGUACAGCUCUGUCUGGAGAAGGUGGGCGCGAUUAAGGCCUGGAGAGAGCUGGCGGGACCAACCAACUCAACCGACGCCAAAACCUUGGAACCGUCGAGCAUCAGAGCACUAUACGGUACGUGCGGCACCAAGAACGCCGUUCACGGAAGUGACAGCUUCGCGUCCGCUCUACGAGAAAUCAACUUCUGCUUCGACCAAGCGGGGGAGGCCGCUGCUGUGGUUGCGCCGGCGGAAGAAACGGCCCCGGCAGGCGGAGCGGAGCAAAAUAUCAACGGAAGGGACGGCAGUGUUGACGGCGGUUACAAUGAAGACGGUUUCGCCAAGGAGGAGAGGACUCUAGCUCUUCUCAAGCCUGGGAUUUCAGAGCUGCACUCAGGCGAGGAACGCCUGGCGAAACACUCAUUGAAAUCACGAAACAAAUUCGGCCAUGAAGAACGCAGCAGCUGCACUUAA
Ectocarpus siliculosus is the source of this 1248-nucleotide messenger RNA. The record is from the annotation of a GenBank genome assembly. NCBI's taxonomy places the organism in Eukaryota, Phaeophyceae, Ectocarpales, Ectocarpaceae.